AUGAGUUUCGGAGCCCCUGGUGGCGGAUCGGUAAACUACAAGCCCUCACCGCCCGAGCGCGGUAGCUUUCCUCUGGACCACGAAGGGGAAUGCAAGCACAUCAUCUCAGGAUAUCUGAAAUGCAUCAAACUCAACAAAGGCACCAACGACGAGGCGUGUCGCAAAUUGGCCAAAGAGUACCUUGCCUGCCGAAUGGACAAGAGGAACUAUAUCCAGGAUGGACGCUGGGAUAACAUACUGAUUGAGUCAAUUCGCCUUGAGUAA
Molecule: messenger RNA, 264 nt
Organism: Penicillium paradoxum
Lineage: Eukaryota; Fungi; Ascomycota; Eurotiomycetes; Eurotiales; Aspergillaceae
Product: coiled-coil-helix-coiled-coil-helix domain-containing protein
Exons: 4
Coding region: 1-264 (87 amino acids)
Biological process (GO): mitochondrial respiratory chain complex IV assembly
Cellular component (GO): mitochondrial intermembrane space
Source: RefSeq, a predicted model, not a curated record